This is a messenger RNA of Labeo rohita (rohu), 1645 nucleotides long. It is a transcript of the gene ccr7, whose product is annotated as chemokine (C-C motif) receptor 7. Gene Ontology annotation, biological process: G protein-coupled receptor signaling pathway; chemotaxis; immune response. Gene Ontology annotation, molecular function: chemokine (C-C motif) ligand 21 binding; C-C motif chemokine 19 receptor activity; chemokine (C-C motif) ligand 19 binding. The record is from RefSeq and is a predicted model, not a curated record. Gene Ontology annotation, cellular component: membrane. Lineage: Eukaryota; Metazoa; Chordata; Actinopteri; Cypriniformes; Cyprinidae. Bases 88 to 1212 code for a protein of 374 amino acids. The transcript is spliced from 3 exons.
CUUUUUUAACACAGCAGAUGCAGAGCUCUCGUAUUCACUGUGUUGUUCGCAGUCCUGGCGACACAUUCAAAGAGAAAGUCUUAAAUCAUGCAUGCGUUUACCGUUUUUAGCCCUUUGCUGGUGAUAUGGUCAUGCCACAUAAAGAAAAGCUGGUCCAAUCAGACUACUGAGUACCCUGUGGAUGAAAAAACAACAGAUUAUGAGUAUCCCACAGUGGACACAGUGGAUUACACCGGGCUUGAAAUAAUGUGCGACAAAGGCUCCAAUCGUUCCUUCCGCGCCUGGUUCCUGCCCACCAUCUACACGAUCAUCUGCCUCAUGGCCCUUGUUGGAAACUUUCUGGUCAUCCUAACCUACCUGUACUUUAAGAGGCUGAAGACUAUGACUGACGUCUACCUGCUCAACCUAGCCAUGGCUGACCUGCUGUUUGCAAUAUCUCUCCCCUUCUGGGCAGCUAGCUUCAUGAGCAAGUGGCAUUUGGGUCCAAUUCCAUGCAAGGCCAUGUUCACCAUCUACAGGGUCAGCUUCUUCAGCGGCAUGUUCCUUCUCACCUGUAUCAGCGUAGAUCGAUAUUUCUCCAUAACGAAGGCUGUCUCUGCUCAUCGUUGUCGCUCCAGUGCGGUGUUUUACGGACAGGUGUCUUCUCUGGUGACUUGGGUGAUGGCGGUGAUCUUUUCGAUACCUGACAUGGUGUUCUCUGAAGUUAACAUCAAUGGCACCUGUACAGCAAAUGGCAAUAACUUUCCAGAGUACCGCGUUAGGAUGCUGGUAAGUCAGAUGGUGCUGGGUUUUAUUCUUCCAGCGGUUGUCAUGGGGUUCUGUUACAUCUGCAUCAUUAAGACCCUCAACCAAGCCAAGAACUUUGAGAGGAAUAAAGCCUUCAAGGUCAUCAUUGCAGUGGUAUCUGUCUUUGUGUUUAGUCAGCUACCCUACAAUGUAGUCAUGGGAGUGACCACUCAGGAAACAACGAAUUGCGACAAGGACAAGAGUCGUCUUUACGCACUGGAUGUGACCAGAGCCGUGGCUUUCUUGCGCUGCUGUGUGAACCCCUUCCUGUACGCCUUCAUUGGGGUAAAGUUUCGCAAUGAUCUCCUGAAGCUGCUUAAAGACUUGGGAUGUCUCAGAAAGAGCCACCUCAUAUACACCCACUGCGGUAAACGAAGAUCCUCUGUUGGCCUGGACACCGAAACCACAACGACGUUUUCCCCCUGAAUGCUCCGGAUUCCAAAACAACAAAAAGGUCUUGCAAAUUUACUUCUGUGGUAAAUCGCUUUAUAAGCUCCAUUCCAAUUAAAGUGUCUAUGGAGGAUUGUAUGGUGCCAUAUACUCAUAUGCUGCAAGUUUUGCUACGAAGUGUUACUAGAGACUUAUUGUACAAAAACUUCCUGCUUUGUAACAAUAAGCUUUUCACUUCUUUUUUGAUUGCUCUUUGAGAGACAUGUCUUUCACUCUUCGUUAUGUGAUAUAGCUAUUUUGUGUUCAAUAUCUUGUUCUCAAUAUAAAUAUAUACUGUGUAUUACACAUACUUACAAAGAUGAAAUAUCUUUAAGGGCACCUAUCCACUCAGACGUGGAAAAUCAGCAACAUAAUCCAUUAUGGUUUAACAGUUUUUUCUCUGUCUGUGAUGUUAUCAAACUAAAUAAAU